This is a messenger RNA of Penicillium mononematosum, 1941 nucleotides long. Its product is annotated as transcription factor TFIIIB subunit BDP1. Gene Ontology annotation, molecular function: TFIIIC-class transcription factor complex binding. Lineage: Eukaryota; Fungi; Ascomycota; Eurotiomycetes; Eurotiales; Aspergillaceae. Bases 1 to 1941 code for a protein of 646 amino acids. Gene Ontology annotation, cellular component: transcription factor TFIIIB complex. The transcript has a single exon. Gene Ontology annotation, biological process: RNA polymerase III preinitiation complex assembly. The record is from RefSeq and is a predicted model, not a curated record.
AUGACUGUGCAAUCUCUGAUUUUCUGUUUGACAGAUAAAACCGGCAAGAAAUUCGCCCCGAAGGCGCCUAUCCGCCGUGCGCCCGCCGCCGCGCCCGCGAGACGACCUAGUGUUGCUCAACAGUCGCCAGCUGAGCCUGCCCAGGAGGAGAAGGAAAAAACCAAAGAUGUAGUUGCCUCUGAUCUGACGCCUCCUGUGGCUGCAGAGCCAGAAGCAAGGGCAGUCACAGAGGCCUCACCUGCGGUAGUCGCUGCGCCAACCACAGAACAAACACCCGUUGCUUUGGAUACUGCAGUCACUCCCCCGAUAGCUACUCCUACCACCGCUCCGAUUGUUACACAGAGCGUCACACCUACCGACACGCCUACUACACCCACUGCUACACCCAUCGCCAAGCCGACUCCAAUCUCAAAGCCGAUCUCAAAGCCCACUCCGAUCCCUAAGCCAACUACUAUCUCAAAGCCGACUCCAAUCCCCAAGCCGACUGCCAUCCCAAAGCCAACCCCGAUCCCAAAGCCAGCUGUGCCGCAGAAGCGCACUGCCCCCAUCUCUAUCUCGCAACCCGCACCUGUCUCAACCGCCCCGCCUACCCCUCCUCCCAGUCAACCCACCCCAUCUCCCGCCAAUGUCCCGACUACCGAGGCUCAACCUCCAUCCUCUGAGGAACAUGGACCAGAGACGGCUCUUUUAGAAUACGCCAGGAUUGAAACAGCGCGGGCCGCGGAAAACCUUGUCGAUUCAAAUGAAGCUCUACCCCAACCUCGACCUGAAACUGAACGAGCUGCCCCAACCGAGGGUCGACCAGCAAAACGCGCUCGAACUUCGUCAACUACAGCUGUCCCACCUCGGAAGAAAUCGGUAUCUGUAGCGGCAAGCCGUCGAAGCUCCCAAUCAGUCGUGCCUACCAUCGAAGAUUCAAGCGCAACACCCAGUGAAUCCAAUAUUUCAACUCCAGAUCCCACAAAGCCAAAGAAACGAAAGUACUCAAAGGCCGGUACCUCGGAUCUUGAGGGUAGCGAGAAACCAAAGCGCACCCGCAAGAAGCGCGAACCUACCCCGGAAGGCGCAGAGACAGUCGAGAUCUUGCCGAAUGUUGUCAAAAUGUCUGAGCUUUGCAAAGAUCUCAGAACCGGAAAGAAGUCCAAACGCGAGACAGAGCUGCGCAAGAUCGAUCAGGCCGAAGAAGAACGGAAGAAGCAGGGCGGGACCCCCGGACCAGGAACAGGAACGCCCGUCAAGCAAGCUGAACCCGAACAGGAGAAGAAUGAGCAACCAGUCGAUUGGAAACCCCAAAGUGGCCCCAUUAUGCGAAUCGUCAACGGCGAGAUCGUGCUGGAUAGUGCUUCCUUGCAGGUCGAUCGUCACGCGGAUGCCGCCCGAGCUGCCGGCGACCUCGAAGAUGUGGUGGAAAGCUCGUUCACGCGGAAGGUCAAUCAGGCCUCGUAUGGCAAGCGUACAAAGACUGAAACAUGGGACGAAGAGUUGACAGAUCUGUUUUAUCGCGGGCUCCGCAUGUUCGGUACGGAUUUCAUGGUCAUCAGCAAAAUGUUCCCGGGCCGGUCUCGUCGUCAGAUCAAGUUGAAGUUCAACAAUGAAGAGCGUCGUGAUCCGCAACGAAUCAAGGAGACCUUGAUGGGCCCGUCUGAGACCAUCGACAUUGCAACUUAUUCAGAGAUGACUAACACCGUCUAUGAUGAUCCCAAGCUUGUUCAGCAAGAACUUGACGAUGAGAAGAAGCGGAUUGAGGACCAACACGCUAAGGAGAAGGAGUUGCAAGAGGAAAUGCUUCGAAACCCAACUGGUGGUGAUUCCAACGAUGCGAAGGAUGCCAAGAACGACAAGACGGGUGUCAGGAAAUCCCGCAAGAAGGCGAGCAUGAAGAACCAGGGAGGCGGAACAGAGGAGGUUCUGGGAUCGAUAGAUGACUUCCCCAUGGCUUAA